AUGGCGCAGAGCCUGCGCGAAGGAGCGCCAGAGCACCCAAACGAACAGUCAACAGCCACCUCGCCGGAAGACGCAGUCAUAUGCCCAAGCGGACAACUCAACCAAAAGGAGGACAAAAAAGGUACACACAAAAAAAGAAGAGAUCAAGUAUUCAAAAAUUUUAUCUACCAAAAUAUUUUCAACAAGGAUCGUUUUACGAAUAUAUUUAAAAAAAAAAUUGGCCAUAGUACAGGAGGGAAACGUAACGACGAGGAUGGUAGCACUGGAAGAAAUCAACAAAACGUGUCUGUGGAUGACCAACUCACAAAUGAAGAUGAAGAAUACAUGCUGUUUUUAAGUUACAUAUACAACGACAUAACGUCAUUUAUUGAGAUUAAUAAAAAUUACCACUUAAAAAAUUCCAACUACGCCGAUCUUGAAGACCUCAUUUUGGAAAUCUGCGGGACCGUCUGCCGUGAUGCCUUUCGCAAUAUAAAGUCGAUUUUUAAGUCGCCCGAGGGGGGCGCAACAAGGCAGGGGAGUGUAUGCAAGCAUGCAGGAGACGUAAAUGACCAUGUCGGAGACGUAAAUGACUAUCGUGCCGAUCGAUACAAUCACGAUUCACAUGGUGACAAGGGAAAGAGUGAACCCCUUCAAGGUUACUCCCCCAGCACAAACGAUUCCUCCUUCUUCUUCAUACCCCCCAUGGAAUACCUAGUUACACAUAUACACAAGCUGACCUCAAAAAAAGAUGAUGCCAAAAACGUCUGCCAUUUCUCAUCUGACAUUAAUGAAUUUUUAAAAAAUAACAACUUCGAUAAACACCCCAUUUAUGGUUCACUCCCAAGGGGGGAUAACCCGAGAGAGGAUGGGAAGGCUACUGGCCAGGGAGAGGAGGCAGACCCUUUUUUCCAUCAGGAGGAGCGACUCCUUUUGGAAGAUGCAGCGGAGGAGCUCACCCCCAAUGAGAAGAAACAUGACGAAGAGGGGGUCCAACAUGAUCAUGCUUAUGCACAUGUUCAUACCCAUUCCCCACCAGUAGAGCAUACACAGGUGGGCACCAAUUUUGAGGUCAGCUCGAACAAUGGCGGAGCUACCAUCUUUGCGGACGUCCACAACUUCAACGAAAAUGAAGCCAUUUGGGCUCACCGGAAGAGUCCUGAUGAAUUAACUUGCUCCCUCAUGAACGAGGAGGCCCACAGGGACAUACAUCAUUACAGCCAGUCCAACUGUUCCAAGCAGGUGAGCCGCUCCAACCCUGAGGAUGAAGUAUUCGAGGACUGCCUAGAUGAUUAUGUUAAGCCAGCGCGCGCCCCUAAGGACAACCAGGACACGGACACAAACGAUGAUGACUCGGAGGUGGACUCAGAUGGAGAAGGACACGACACGGCAGACGAUGUGGACGACGUCGCAAGUGAAAUGGGGGACGCGAAUGGGGCAAAUACGCCCAGCGAGGACAACCCCCCCGAUAAUCAAACAAGCAACAAUAUCAGACGAGCAGAGGACGUGCAUCUGUGCGGAGGACAAAAUAGUGACCAAUUGGAGGAUGAUAAAGAGGGCAUCACAACAGAAGGGAAAGACUCGCCAAAAGAGCAGCCCCUAAAAGGGUACUACCCCUCUAAGAUGGAACAACAGAAUGAACCCCCCCAAAGGAUAAUUGAGCUGGACCCAAAAGAAUACCUUGAAAAACAGAAAAAGAUGGUGAAAAAUAAAACGUAUGCAGACUUAGACGCAAACCCUGAGAGUAGGAGAGAAUUUACAAAAAAUGAGAAUCCCCACGAUGACUACUACCACUUUAAGUACCUAAAUAAAUGUGAAAAUAUUUCGAAUCCGUACCAGUACACAAAAGUGGAGAAGAAGGCCAACAUCCAGGUGACGCCAUCUCCCUUCCCGCAGUUUUUGAGGGACAUUCAGAUUUACAAUAUCAGUCAGAAGAAAAUCCGCCUGAAGAAAACGAACAUAGCGCUGAGGAGGGACGACGCCGACGUGGGGAUCCCAGAAAAGACGACAAACAAGAAAAAAAGGCAGACCAGAAAAAGGACAAAAUGA
Molecule: messenger RNA, 2028 nt
Organism: Plasmodium cynomolgi strain B
Lineage: Eukaryota; Apicomplexa; Aconoidasida; Haemosporida; Plasmodiidae
Exons: 5
Coding region: 1-2028 (675 amino acids)
Source: RefSeq, a predicted model, not a curated record